GCCACCACACCAUAUCUGCGGCGCAUCGCAUCGCCUUCCCCCUAGACACAGACACGCCAAGAGAAGACACGAACCCCUUCGUCGUCCCGGCCGGCAUGGGCUUUCCGGUGGGCUACACGGAGCUGGUGCUCCCGAAGCAGCUGCUCCACCUCCUCCUCCUCCUCGGUUACGUCCGCCGCUUCCUCCUCUGGGCGUUCCACGCCGUCGGCCUAGGCGACCUGCUGGAUCUCGGGGACGACCACCAGCCGCUGCUGCAGGACCACCACGCGCGAGACCCACCGCAGGAGGCGCCGCAGCUGCUGCAGCACCGCCGCCCGGAAUUCCGCCCGGUGCCGGCGAUGGUCAUCGAGGAGGUGCUCCCCGUGGUGCGGUUCGACGAGCUGGUGGCCGCGUCUCCCGCGGCGUGCGUCGUCGGCGGGGACUGCGCGGUGUGCCUUGGCGGCAUCGGCGGCGGCGACGAGGUGCGGCGGCUCAGCAACUGCCGCCACGUCUUCCACCGGGGCUGCCUGGACCGCUGGAUGGAGCACGACCAGCGCACCUGCCCGCUCUGCCGCGCGCCGCUCAUCCCCGACGAGAUGGCCGGCGCGCUCUGGGCCACCGCCGCCGGCGUGCCCGACUCCUCCGACUUCGACUUCUACUUCGGCGCGCCCCUCACGCCGGUGCCCUCGCCGACGCUCCUCCGGCCGCACGAGCUGCUGUUCAGCGGCCUGGGCGGCUACCAGUGAACUGAACACCCGCCGAUUCGUGCAUUUGGCCGUGACCAGCGACUCUUCAGCUGGCACCAGCCCCGCGGAAUGCGCGGUUUCAAACGACUGAAUUGGUCGUCGCUCGCUUCCGGGGAAGGAAGGAGACACCGGCGGGCAAAGAACAGGAGGCCUUGCCUUGAAUUGUACAUAGGUAAAAUGAGUAAAGCGAGCCCCCCCCCCCCUCCCUCCAAAAAAAGGGUAGGACCGUAGGGGAUUAGAUUCUUCUUGUGCAUAGGUAGAUCUUUCUGCGGAGUUGGUAAGUCUUCCAAGUCUGGAGUUGUGAAUCUUUCUGCGGAUUUAAUUUAUUGAGCUAGGCGUUUGGAUGCAGAAUUUGGGCCUUUUUCUCUCCCAUGUUGCUUCAGCUCAUCCAACUGCUUUAGCUUCUUCUUCCUUCCACAACCAUUUAAGCUACCUGCGUGGUGGUGGAAGGACCUCCCUUCCCUUUCGUUUCCUUUCACUUUGGGAAGGACGCUGAUUGGGUCAAGCAUGCGAGCUUUUUCACUUGAACCAGAAAAAAAAAAAGUGCUUGGACAGGAAAGCACCAAAAGCCAUUGCCGUAACAGCUGCAUACACA
Phragmites australis (common reed) is the source of this 1320-nucleotide messenger RNA. Its product is annotated as brassinosteroid-responsive RING protein 1-like. Gene Ontology annotation, biological process: protein ubiquitination. The record is from RefSeq and is a predicted model, not a curated record. NCBI's taxonomy places the organism in Eukaryota, Viridiplantae, Streptophyta, Magnoliopsida, Poales, Poaceae. The transcript has a single exon. The coding region runs from base 96 to 725 and encodes 209 amino acids. Gene Ontology annotation, molecular function: zinc ion binding; ubiquitin protein ligase activity.